This is a messenger RNA of Labrus mixtus (cuckoo wrasse), 1355 nucleotides long. It is a transcript of the gene crip2l, whose product is annotated as cysteine-rich protein 2-like. Lineage: Eukaryota; Metazoa; Chordata; Actinopteri; Labriformes; Labridae. The record is from RefSeq and is a predicted model, not a curated record. The coding region runs from base 223 to 837 and encodes 204 amino acids. The transcript is spliced from 8 exons.
AGAGAGAGAGAGAGGGCGUGAGCCGUCAGUCUCUCCCAUCAUCACCACCAUCCUCUGAGGUGUGUCUGCACCGCUGGAGCCGCAGUCACACACACACACACACACACACACACACACACACACUUUCUCUCUCUCACACACACAUUCACGGACACACACACUCAGUCUGAGAGCCCGUGGACCGACUGAAACGACCCCCGUUCUCUUUGUUCGGCCCGAAAAAUGGCGUCAAAAUGUCCAAAAUGCGACAAGACGGUGUAUUUCGCGGAGAAGGUGUCCUCUUUAGGGAAAGACUGGCACAAGUUCUGUCUGAAGUGCGAGCGCUGCAGCAAGACGCUGAAUCCAGGAGGCCACGCUGAGCAUGACGGGAAGCCUUUCUGCCACAAGCCCUGCUACGCCGCCCUCUUUGGACCAAAAGGCGUGAACAUCGGCGGAGCUGGCUCCUACGUGUACGACAAUCCUGCCAACGAAGCCCCUGCUGCCGUUUCAAUGGAAACCAACGCCAAACCACAGGAGGAGAGAAAAGCCCCCGCACGGGGACCUGUGAAGGCGGCGAGCUUCUCGUCUUUCUCCGGAGGACCAAACAUCUGCCCUCGCUGCAACAAGACGGUUUAUUUCGCAGAGAAGGUGUCGUCUCUGGGGAAGAACUGGCACCGGCCCUGUCUGCGCUGCGAGCGCUGCAGUAAGACUCUGGCUCCUGGCAGCCACGCAGAGCAUGAUGGACAGCCGUACUGCCACAAACCGUGCUACGCUGUUCUGUUUGGACCUAAAGGUGUAAACACUGGAGGUGUCGGCAGCUACAUCUACGACGAUCCUGAAGCCGAGGCGCAGCAGUGAACUCAGACGAAGCUCCGCCUCCGGGACCCUCGAUGUCUCUCUGAUUUGCCUUCCUCAGUCGCUCGAUACGUACUGCACUCACAGGGAUGGAAACCUAGAUGUUCUGUUGUAUUUGUAUAUUGUUUAUAUAUCUAUUUUUUGUACCAAAACAAACCUUAAACAUGUCCUCCCGAGUGAGCUUUGGAUUUGCCUUUAGGUACUUUUGGUUCUCUUUGCCAAAUAAUGAUCAGCGUAUUAUGUAGUGAAUUAACACGCCUGAGAUUUUUUCACUUGUUAUUAAAACUUUUUCAGACUUUUGUGCACUUAAAAAGAUGUUCUGUGUGUAAACCUAACGGCCCACCAGUUAACCGUCAGUGUCAUUUAAACAGGUUUAUCCUGCUUGUUAACGGGGGGAGGCGGUGUAGACGUAGAUAAUGUAUACCUGUACCGCACACAAACGUGCAUUUUACUGAAUGUUUGACGCUGAUUUUUAGUCUGUUGUGAAUAAAAACUGCACAUCAGAUUUUCUAACGUAAAAA